ACUUCAAAACACAAGACGGAAGGUUGUUUCGUGCGGAAAUUUUGUCUUUUUUCUUUGCGCAAACCUUUGAAAAUCGUCGCAUGGCGCGAACAAAGCGUUCACGACGGUCCAGCAAGAAAGACGCCGGUGUUUCGGUGACCAAAAAGGGAAAAAGGUCUGAAGACGAAGAAAGUGAAGGAUGUAGCACAGUAUUUGAGCAGCUCGGUACCUCUGCUGGAAUGUGUUUUAAACGUGGUGACAAUCAAGAUGAAAUAGCUGUUGAUGUACCAAUAUUUCAGAAACAUUUACUUGAAGCCAUUAAGAGCCAUAAGAAUUAUCCAAAGAUUAUUGAGGAAUUUGUAGAAAGUCUUCAAGAAAGAUGUGAAUCACCAGAAAGGUUUCGACUGAGUUUGCUGCCAAUCCAUAUUUCAGAGGAUAGUGAAGGAAGCAUCCAUGGACACAGCCAAGAAAGUUUAAUGAGAAUUUUAUUGGCGAUAGACAUUUUACAGGUAAAUGACAACAACAAUUGCAGCAACCAUGACAACAGCAAGAGCAAAAGUGACAACAUCAACAUUAGUAGCAGCAACAAAUUCAUCAUUGCAUCAUAA
This is a messenger RNA of Exaiptasia diaphana, 587 nucleotides long. RefSeq names its product Fanconi anemia group D2 protein homolog. Gene Ontology annotation, cellular component: condensed chromosome; nucleus. Lineage: Eukaryota; Metazoa; Cnidaria; Anthozoa; Actiniaria; Aiptasiidae. Gene Ontology annotation, biological process: homologous chromosome pairing at meiosis; mitotic intra-S DNA damage checkpoint signaling; double-strand break repair involved in meiotic recombination. The record is from RefSeq and is a predicted model, not a curated record. Gene Ontology annotation, molecular function: DNA polymerase binding. The transcript is spliced from 6 exons. Bases 81 to 587 code for a protein of 168 amino acids.